Molecule: messenger RNA, 931 nt
Organism: Boleophthalmus pectinirostris (great blue-spotted mudskipper)
Lineage: Eukaryota; Metazoa; Chordata; Actinopteri; Gobiiformes; Gobiidae
Exons: 5
Coding region: 256-864 (202 amino acids)
Source: RefSeq, a predicted model, not a curated record
UAAAACACUGAGAACAUAUCUAGGCCUAUAAACUACACAAGUACACGGUGAACCGGAAUAUGUAUCCGCUGAGCUCAGGCUCGAAACAGAUAAAAACAGCCAACUCAGGCAAAACACCUGCGACAUGUUUAAUAAUUAAUCAAGCGCAGAAUACGUGCUAAACGAGUUCACUUGUACCCACGGUUUUUGUUCACGGGCUUAAUUGAAUGGUCACAUGAUUAUUCACAGAGCACUGCAGCCUCGGGCCUAAAGAGAAUGAAGAUGAAGAAGCUUAUCAGUCUGGAGUCAGCUGAGGAAGGCCUCGCUCCCGGGGAGUUUUCAGAAACUGAUGCGGAGUCUGACCUUGUGAUAGAUCUAGCCUCCCCUCUUGGGAAGACUGAAGCUAAAGAGAGGGAUGUCCCCUUGUUGGAAUGCACAAUGACAGACUGCUCUAUGACACGUGCAGGUUUCGUUUGGUCAUCCCCUGAGCCGGACAGUCCUCAGUCUGCUCUUUAUAUUUGCCCUCAUGAGCCUCUUCCUGCUCUAGUAGAAGUCAGUGUUGCACAGUGUGCCUACAGACCUGUGACAUCAGCCCAGGACACUGUGAGCUCCACUUCACCAAGAGCCUCUGCCCAUGACCCUGUCACUGCUGCUGCUCACCUGCACCUGCUCGGAGAGUCACUGUUACUUAUUGGACAUUACCUACAAGAAACAGAUAAACAUGUAUGCGUGUCUACCAGUUUGUCUGUCCUGUUGGACUCUCUGCUGUGCACCUUUGCUCCUCUGGUGUCCCUCAGCUCUCAGGUCCCAGAGCUGCAGGGCUGUGUGGAUCACAUUGUGGACUCUACUCUGGAAAAUGUGUCCUACCUGAUGCCAGGGCUGUGAGUAAAAGUAAGAAUGGCAUCAUGUGGCAUCAUUGUGUUUGGGCUGCUCUAAUUAAUAAGCACAGAUG